Actinia tenebrosa (Australian red waratah sea anemone) is the source of this 1425-nucleotide messenger RNA. Its product is annotated as arsenite methyltransferase. NCBI's taxonomy places the organism in Eukaryota, Metazoa, Cnidaria, Anthozoa, Actiniaria, Actiniidae. Gene Ontology annotation, molecular function: methyltransferase activity. The record is from RefSeq and is a predicted model, not a curated record.
CCCUGUGUUGCUCCCUGUGAAUCAUAUAUCCCAGGCGGCUCUGCAGAUAUCCAAAGUCUUUGAUCAUUUAGGAGUUCAUUGUUGAUCUGUUCAUCGCAAGUGUUGUUACUGUAUUUAUUCAAGGAGGCUUGAAGUAGCUAAAGUGUAUAUGAUAUUCAAACUAUGUCGUGCUGUGGAAAACAAGCUGACAAGCCUUGUGACAAGGGAAUUAAAGAAAGUGUUAAAGAAUACUAUGGAAAACGCUUGAAGACUACAGAAGACCUGCAAACCAAUGUGUGCACACAACCAUGCGGUAAAAUACCACAGCACGUUAAAGAUGCCUUGAAGAUGUGCCAUGAUGAAGUCAUUUCCAAAUACUAUGGUUGUGGAUUGGUGUUCCCAGAAGUCCUUGAAGGCACAAAUGUCCUUGACCUUGGUAGUGGAUCUGGUCGUGACUGCUUUGUACUCAGCAAGAUGGUUGGUGAAAAAGGUCAUGUGGUAGGGGUUGAUAUGACGCAAGAGCAGAUUGAUGUAGCCAACAAGUACCAUGAUUAUCAUGCAGAAAAGUUUGGCUACUCCAAGCCAAAUACUCAAUUCAUAUUGGGAGACAUUGAAAACCUGGGUGAAGCUGGAAUCAAGGAUGGUUCUGUUGAUGUCAUUGUCUCAAACUGUGUUGUCAACUUGACUUCAAACAAGAAAUCAGUAUUACAGGAGUCAUUUAGAGUACUCAAGGAAGGUGGUGAAUUGUAUUUUAGUGAUGUUUAUGCUGAUCGCCAUUUGUCCGAUGAUAUUAGAAAACAUGAAGUUCUUUGGGGAGAAUGUAUUGCUGGUGCACUAUGGUGGAGAGAACUAGUGGAUCUUUGCAAAGAGGUUGGUUUAAGUGGACCAUACCUUGUGGAUGGAAAUAAAACUGUUGUUGAAAAAGAGGAACUGAAGAAAGUACUUGGUGAUGCUGCUUUUGUCUCAGCCACCUACCGACUUUUCAAGGUCCCCAGAUUAGAUGACAACGAAGAUGGGUUUGAAGCUACGUAUAAAGGAUCUAUUGAAGGUUUCCCAGAAAAAUAUAAGUUUGACGUUUUUCACACUUUUGAGACUGGCAAGCCACAAGACAUCUCAGCCAACAUGGCUGACAUACUUCGACAGUCACGUUAUGCAAGCCAUUUUGACGUCACUUCCAGUUCUAGUGCCCCAAAAGAGCCUGUUCGGGAUGCCUAUGCUAUUGCUGAUCCAUUCAAAGGUCUGGGCAUCGAGAUGACCAACAACAAAACAGCCAAAUCUUGCUGUGGGUCCAAGCCUUGUUGCUAGGGAGUUAGAGUCACAUGCAAUUCCUUACUGACCAGCUUGUUUUAAACACUUUAGAAAAGCGAAUAUAAAACUAAUUGCUGUGCCAAUCCCCACCCGACCCUAACCUACCUAACCCUACCCACCCUACCUAAUGCACCCCAC